This is a messenger RNA of Myotis brandtii (Brandt's bat), 745 nucleotides long. RefSeq names its product hydroxypyruvate isomerase (putative) (gene HYI). Gene Ontology annotation, biological process: glyoxylate metabolic process. The transcript is spliced from 7 exons. The coding region runs from base 46 to 660 and encodes 204 amino acids. The record is from RefSeq and is a predicted model, not a curated record. Gene Ontology annotation, molecular function: hydroxypyruvate isomerase activity. Lineage: Eukaryota; Metazoa; Chordata; Mammalia; Chiroptera; Vespertilionidae.
GCGCUGAGGUCCGUUCUCUCUGCAGGGGACCGAGAGAAGGGGGAAAUGGGGCUGGGGGCCGUUCCCGGGAGGCAGGCGGCCUUCCGCGAGGGGCUGGAGCAGGCGGUGCUGUACGCUAAGGCUCUGGGCUGUCCCAGGAUUCACCUGAUGGCCGGCCGAGUACCCCGGGGUGCUGACCGAGCAGCAGUCAGGAGUGAAAUGGAGACAGUUUUUCUGGAGAACCUGAAGCACGCAGCCGGGGUUUUGGCUCGGGAGAACCUCGUGGGACUGCUGGAGCCCAUUAACACCCGCAUCACCGACCCCCAGUACUUCCUGGAUUCGCCCCAGCAGGCGGCAGCCAUCUUACAGAAGGUCGGAAGGCCCAACCUCCAGUUACAAAUGGACAUAUUCCACUGGCAGAUCAUGGAUGGGAAUCUGACAGGAAACAUCCGCGAGUUCCUGCCCAUCGUUGGGCAUGUGCAGGUGGCACAGGUCCCGGGCCGGGGGGACCCUGGCAGCCCUGGAGAGCUGAACUUCUCCUAUCUAUUCCAACUGCUGGAAGACGAAGGCUACAAUGGCUUUGUAGGCUGCGAGUACCAGCCUCAAGGAGACACAGUGGAGGGCUUGAGUUGGCUACGUUCCUACUGGGAUAGGCGGGGCCGCUCACAGGCUGGCCAGUGAGGUCCUGCAGUCCACCCACUUGCCUCUCUGAGACAGUGAAUUGAGCAUCCUGAGUAUCCUCCGGAAUUAAAGACAACUUGCUGAA